Messenger RNA from Myotis myotis, 1310 nucleotides. It is a transcript of the gene MED27, whose product is annotated as mediator complex subunit 27. The transcript is spliced from 8 exons. Lineage: Eukaryota; Metazoa; Chordata; Mammalia; Chiroptera; Vespertilionidae. Gene Ontology annotation, cellular component: mediator complex. Gene Ontology annotation, biological process: regulation of transcription by RNA polymerase II. Gene Ontology annotation, molecular function: transcription coactivator activity. The coding region runs from base 60 to 995 and encodes 311 amino acids. The record is from RefSeq and is a predicted model, not a curated record.
AGCGCGGCUUUCGCUCGCGAAGCCGGCAAUGGAGCGGCUGUGGUGACGGCGGCGGCGAUAUGGCGGACCCGCUGAGCGUCGGCGUGAACCUGGAGGCCUUCUCCCAGGCCAUCAGUGCCAUCCAGGCGCUGCGCUCCAGCGUGAGCAGGGUGUUCGACUGCCUGAAGGAUGGCAUGCGCAACAAGGAGACGCUGGAGGGCCGGGAGAAGGCCUUCAUCGCGCACUUCCAGGACAACCUGCACUCGGUCAACCGGGACCUCAACGAGCUGGAACGUCUGAGCAACCUGGUCGGCAAGCCGUCGGAGAACCACCCGCUCCAUAACAGCGGCCUGCUGAGCCUGGACCCCGUGCAGGACAAAACUCCCCUCUACAGCCAGCUCCUCCAAGCCUACAAGUGGUCAAACAAGUUGCAGUACCAUGCAGGCCUGGCAUCCGGCCUUCUGAAUCAACAGUCGCUGAAACGCUCUGCUAACCAGAUGGGAGUGUCUGCGAAACGCCGGCCCAAGGCGCAGCCCACCACGCUCGUCCUGCCGCCUCAGUAUGUUGAUGACGUGAUCAGCCGCAUUGACAGGAUGUUUCCUGAAAUGUCCAUCCAGUUAUCCAGACCCAAUGGAACGUCAGCGAUGCUUCUGGUGACCUUGGGAAAGGUGCUGAAAGUGAUUGUCGUCAUGCGGAGCCUGUUCAUUGACCGAACGAUCGUGAAGGGCUACAACGAGAACGUCUACACAGAAGACGGCAAGCUGGAUAUAUGGUCCAAGUCCAACUACCAAGUGUUCCAGAAGGUGACAGACCACGCCACCACGGCCCUGCUGCACUACCAGCUGCCCCAGAUGCCAGACGUCGUGGUCCGGUCCUUCAUGACCUGGCUGAGAAGUUACAUGAAGCUGUUCCAGGCGCCCUGCCAGCGCUGCGGGAGGUUCCUGCAGGACGGCCUGCCCCCCACCUGGAGGGACUUCCGCACCCUCGAAGCCUUCCACGACACCUGCCGGCAGUGACUGCUCCUCCCCCCGGCGGGUCAGGAGUCAGACCGCCCAUGGCCCUCACCAGCCCCCCACCCCCCCAAGGACAGCCUGGCUCUGAGGCGGAGCCUCCGAAGGACAGACUCCGUCCCGGUGGACGGGACACCUUGCGGGCGGCACAGCAACCUUAGACCCGGGAUGAGGGUACCGGCGCGCUCGGUGGUCGCUCUGCCGCCCGGGGAAUCGCCCCGGGGUCGCGUUCCCAGUGUUUCCACGAGCCCGUGUUCGUGCAGUCACGCUGGCGUUGCGUUCUGUAACUUAUUUUUAUGACAAUAAACCUGUCCCAGCACA